This is a messenger RNA of Dama dama (fallow deer), 894 nucleotides long. RefSeq names its product phenylethanolamine N-methyltransferase (gene PNMT). The transcript has 3 exons. Gene Ontology annotation, cellular component: cytosol. Gene Ontology annotation, molecular function: phenylethanolamine N-methyltransferase activity. The record is from RefSeq and is a predicted model, not a curated record. The coding region runs from base 1 to 852 and encodes 283 amino acids. NCBI's taxonomy places the organism in Eukaryota, Metazoa, Chordata, Mammalia, Artiodactyla, Cervidae.
AUGAGCGGGACAGACUGGAGCCAGGCGGCGGGCGCGGUGCCCAACUCAGACCCAGGCCUGGCGGCGGUCGCCUCGGCCUACCAGCGCUUUGAGCCCCGCUCCUACCUUCGCAACAACUACGCGCCGCCGAGGGGGGACCUGAGCUGCCCCGACGGCGUCGGGCCUUGGAAGCUGCGCUGCUUGGCUCAGACCUUCGCCACCGGGGAGGUGUCUGGCCGCAGCCUCAUUGACGUCGGUUCAGGCCCCACUAUAUACCAGCUGCUCAGCGCCUGUGCCCACUUUGAGGACAUCACCAUGACAGAUUUCCUAGAGGUGAACCGCCAGGAGCUGAGGCUCUGGCUGCGAGAAGAGCCUGGGGCUUUCGACUGGAGCGUGUACAGCCAGCAUGUCUGUCUCAUCGAGGGCAAGGGGGAAUCCUGGCAGGAGAAGGAGCACCAGCUGAGAGCCAGGGUGAAGAGGAUCCUGCCCAUCGACGUGCACCAGCCCCAGCCCUUGGGCGCUGGAAGCCUGGCACCCCUGCCUGCCGAUGCCCUGGUCUCUGCCUUCUGCCUGGAGGCUGUGAGUCCGGACCUGGCCAGCUUCCAGCGGGCCCUGGACCACAUCACCACACUGCUGAGGCCUGGGGGGCACCUCCUCCUUAUUGGGGCCCUGGAGGAGUCAUGGUACCUGGCUGGGGAGGCCAGGCUGGCGGUGGUGCCCGUGCGUGAGGAGGAGGUGAGGCAGGCCCUGGUGCGGAGUGGCUAUGAGGUGAGGGAUCUGCUCACCUACACCAUGCCUGCCCACCUUCGGACGGGUGUAGAUGAUGUCAAGGGCAUCUUCUUCACCUGGGCCCAGAAGAAGGUGGGGGUGUGAGGCCCCUGUGCACACAGGGCCAGUGGCCCUCACCCACCUAGA